CUCAGACAACGGCAAGGUAAAGGGGCGGAGUCUGGGAGAGUAAAGUCAGGUAAAGGGGCGGGGCCUCACACAGUAAAGCCAGGUGAAGCUUCAGAGAUUCAUCAGACAAGACAAGCUGCUGCAGGUCACAUGAUGAGUUCCUCUUACCUGAGCUUCAGCAUGCCGCCUCCUGCUGGUCACCGUGACGACCGUGGCCACGCCCCCUUCUUGCUGUACCCGGGAGGGGGGAUGGAGGCUCUGCUGCUGCCCCUGCCCCCCCUACCCCCCGGUGUGUGGGCGUGUCCUCUGGAGCCGGCGUUCGUCCAGCGGAGGAACGAGCGUGAGCGGCAGCGUGUGCGCUGUGUGAACCAGGGCUACGCCGCGCUGAGGGACCGCCUCCCGGGACACGCCGCAGCCACCCACCGCCACCGCCUCAGCAAGGUGGAGACGCUCCGCGCCGCCAUACGCUACAUCAAGUACCUGCAGGGCCUGGUGGCGCCGCAGGAGGACACGCCCCCAACACCACCUCCAGUCUGACUGGACGGAGACAGACUCACCCCUGAGGACACUACAGGGACACCUAGUAGACCAGUUUAAAGAGACAGGAGACAGACAGGAGAGACAGGAGAACAGAGAGACAGACAGGAGGACAUGCCCCCAACGCCACCUCCUGUCUGACUGGACAGAGACAGACUCACCUGAGGACAGUCUGUCUCAACAGGAAACUACAGGGACACUUAGACACUACAGGGACACUUAGAGACAGACAGAGAGACAGACAAGACAGGAGAGACAGACAUAAAGACAGACAAACAUACAGGAAAGACAGACAGCAACAUUAGAAAUCAUUCACUUACUCUUUUUUCUCUUCUUCCAGAGCUUUCAGCUGCGAAAUUAGAAAGUUUUCUGUAUUUUCAGUGUUUAUUAUUAUUUACUGUGUCC
Messenger RNA from Centropristis striata (black sea bass), 921 nucleotides. RefSeq names its product achaete-scute homolog 5-like. Gene Ontology annotation, biological process: regulation of transcription by RNA polymerase II; developmental process. Lineage: Eukaryota; Metazoa; Chordata; Actinopteri; Perciformes; Serranidae. Bases 130 to 516 code for a protein of 128 amino acids. The record is from RefSeq and is a predicted model, not a curated record. The transcript is spliced from 2 exons. Gene Ontology annotation, molecular function: protein dimerization activity; RNA polymerase II transcription regulatory region sequence-specific DNA binding; DNA-binding transcription factor activity, RNA polymerase II-specific.